AACCGAGCACCGAUACAUUUGCUUCGCCUUGCACUGGUUCAUAUUUCGACACAAGCUUCGAAGCAGGAGGGUCGUAGGUAACAACACUAUCUUUUUGUAAUUCUCACAAAAGCAAAUUCAUCCGGCGGGCCCGAUUUAGCCCGCAGGCCUCGAGUUUGACACCUGUGUUUUACAGGUUUACAUCGUCCAUGCCCUCUGACGUCAGAACCGGUCUCGUGCGCUUCCCCCAUUGGCUACAACAGCGGGAAACGGAUAAUAACCCGGAAAUUUGGUUAGCUAAACUACGACCUGUUGCGAUUUUACCGACAGUAAGAGUGUUGCUGAAUAUUUUUCCCGUUAGUUUUACUCGAAGUGAGACGGUACCUCUUGAAUAAUAGCUUAACAUUACGUUAGUUGUUGAGAGAAACGGGGACGGUCGCGUUGAGGUGAAGACGACAAGGAAAUGAAACGGUGUAAAGUCAUAGUUGUGUUGCAGUUUCUGUUGGUGGGACACAUCAAAAGUUGGGAUGACGGCAGCGUUUUGCUGCGUGAUCUGCAGGCGUUGACUCUGUACAAGAAUCGAUACACCACAGCAAGGCGCGCCAGUCCAGUCCCUCAGCUCCAGUGUGUUGGAGGCUCUGCAGGAUGCCAGGCCUUCGUCCCCGAGGUGGUGCAAUGUCAGAACAAAGGCUGGGACGGAGUGGAUGUACAGUGGGAGUGUAGGACUGAUAUGGACAAUGCCUACCGAUUUGGUCGCAUUGAGGUGAGCUGUGAGGGCUACAGCCACCCUGCUGAUGCCCUCAUACUGAAAGGCUCCUGUGGGCUGGAGUACACCCUGGAGCUGACUGAACAUGGCCGGAGCACGUCACACGGUGGAACCAAAAGUUUUGGAGGUCUCGGUGGUUUAGCCUCUAGUUUCUUCAGCGCUUUCUCUGGAAAUCAGCACCAGCACCACCCGCACAGCCAGCAGAGUCGUCAGAGCGAACCCGCAGCCAGUGGGGACUCGGGAGGUCUGCUGGUGGUUGCUGUGCUCCUGCUCGUGGCCUACGGCGUAUACAAGCUGUUCCUCAGCGGAACCACGUCCCCCUUGGGGCAGGACGGUGGACAGGCAGGUUACACCAGGGAUAAUCGCCAUGGCUCCACUGCAGCACCACCGCCCCCGGGAUUCAAACCCGACUUCACAGGCAAUCCUGGUUCCAACCCAGGCUACGGUUUCCACAGUGACUACACUGACAGGCAACAGUACCCAGGAGGCCAUGCUACUCCUGGCACAGGUGGGGGCUUCUGGACUGGCAUGGGAACUGGAGGAAUGCUGGGAUAUCUCUUUGGUCAUAAUAGAAACCGGGCCAACAACUAUGAUCACUCCCCUUACAGCAGACAUCCUCCGGCUGCAGGCUACACAUCUUCCCCAGGGACACGCACUGCUUCCGGUUUUGGAGGAACUAAGAGAAGAUAAAAGUUGGAGUUGGACAGUUGAUGAACACGGAAUUACAGUGAUAGACGAAUGGAUCAAAGCACAGUGCAAGAGGAACUAACGCCAUGGUUACAUUUCUUAGUUGUUCUUCUUUCAGAGGUCACUUAGUUCGCUACCGAACGAAGGCAUUCAUAUUCUCCUGUGAAAAGUGUGGUUUGAGCUCCAGUGUGUGGUUUUCUGUUGACUUUCUACUUUGUUAAUAAAUGAGUAUGUUCGGCUUCCUGAGCAUUAUAUUUACAUUUUGGCAUCUUUUGCAUUCUUGUAAAAUAAAAGGCAGACAUAGAACAAAAAAGUGAACACGGCAGAAGAAAGAAUCAACAGCUGAAAUGUAAAUUCUGUAUUCGUAAAACCAGUUUGGAUUUAUCAAAUGUAUAUCGCUACAAAAUGGCUGGUUUACCAUUCCAGAACAAAAAAAGUGCUGCGGAAAUAGUAAAGCGGAAAGGAUUGUUCAUUUAUACACACAUUCGAUCUUCCCAGUUAUAAAUGAGUGUUUUGGUUGCCAAGAGUUUGGAAAACCGUGCUGUAGGUUAUACUUGGUGUAAUUGUCUGAGAGGAGCUGUGUAAACCUGGCGAAAACUUACACCUUUUCAAUUAUCUGUACGUUUGUUUUAAAAACAAUAAAAUGUAGGCAAUUAUGCUUGCUUUUCAUUUUAGUUGAUUUACAAUGUGCACUUUUCUGCCGGGGGAAAGCAGCAGGACUGAAAAAUGGAGACAAAGCAGAAGUGCCUGAAACUUGCAUUCUCUCUCAUGGUCACAAAGGAGCGGCUCCUCAGUUUGCAAAAGGACGUCAGAUUGUCCUGAAUUGCUUUUGUUUAGUAAAUUCUCUCUGCAAUGAGUUUAAUAAAUAUUCCAAAAUACAUUGUCAGGGAGAUUCUGUGCCUGGUAUGAUUUUAUUCACCUUGUAUAUAUGCUUCCGUUAGGCAGUCUUAUUAUAAAGCUCUCCAUAAAUAUAGCAAACAGAUAUUGAGGAAAUCAAGAUGGCUUACGGUUUAUGAUUUUUAUGUACCUCUUUUAAUUCCUGUCCUCUUAAUUGAUUUGGUCUUCUCUGUUUGCCUUUUAUUCUCUCUUCACUUAAGGUCAAAUGUAACCAGUUAGUGGAUCUAAGGAAAUGUAUACAAUUGUUGAGGUCUCUCUCUAUUUUGCAUAAAACUUGAAUUGUGAUUAAAAUGUUUUCCCACAGGUCCAUGUAUUUAAUUAAAAAUUUCCAAUCAA
This is a messenger RNA of Gasterosteus aculeatus aculeatus (three-spined stickleback), 2665 nucleotides long. It is a transcript of the gene saraf, whose product is annotated as store-operated calcium entry-associated regulatory factor. Gene Ontology annotation, cellular component: endoplasmic reticulum membrane. The record is from RefSeq and is a predicted model, not a curated record. Lineage: Eukaryota; Metazoa; Chordata; Actinopteri; Perciformes; Gasterosteidae. Gene Ontology annotation, biological process: regulation of store-operated calcium entry.